Tachysurus fulvidraco (yellow catfish) is the source of this 1424-nucleotide messenger RNA. RefSeq names its product immunoglobulin lambda-1 light chain-like. The transcript is spliced from 7 exons. Bases 254 to 1195 code for a protein of 313 amino acids. Lineage: Eukaryota; Metazoa; Chordata; Actinopteri; Siluriformes; Bagridae. The record is from RefSeq and is a predicted model, not a curated record.
CUUCACAAAGAAUCAGAGGCAGGAGCAAAAAUUUCUGCAGAAGCUGAGGCAGUAGUUAAAGCAGAGGCUGAGGAGGAACCUGAGGCAGAAGCUGAAACUGAGGCUGAAACUCAACCUAAAGAGUGUAACAAAAAGGAAAGGACCAGGAGAGGAACCCGACGUGGAAAGAGAAAAAAGAAGUCCAGGUCCACAAAGCAGGAGCAGGGCAACUUCAGUCUUUAACAGAAAAGUGACUGAGGCUCUUCAUCUGGAGAUGUUUGAGAUAAGAGUGAGCGAGGGCUUCAGCAUGGUGUCUCAGCUGCUCCUCCUCUGCUUUGUCUCUACUCUGAGAACUUCUCUCUCGUCCGUGGUGCAUCAGUCCCCCGACUUCAUCUCUGUAUCCGUCGGUGACUCUUUUAAACUAAAAUGUAGUCGUGAUCUACCGAUAGCAUAUUGUUACCACUCAUUCUCCUGGUAUAAAGUCAACCCAAGAAGUGGAAAACUAGAUGAUAUCAGUAAAGAUAAUAAAGACCAGGCUGAAGCUGAUAAAUUAUCGUGUACCAGCACAAUCUUUAAUGCCCGAGUUCAAGACUCAGGUACUUACUACUGCACAUCUAUACAUGAUAAAAUGUUGUUUAUUGGAACUGGAACCAGAGUCGUCGUCACAGACACAGGUCCGGUAAAGCCGUCUGUGGUUCUAUACACCCCCGUGGAGGUGGAGGAGGAGAUGGAGUUGGAGGUGGAGGAGGACGCUCCCUCUGUUCUCCUGCAGUGUGUGGUGAUGGACGUCGUUCCCUCUCAGGUCAAAGUAUCGUGGUUGGUUGAUGAAGACGAGCGCACAGGAUGGACAGAUUCAGACUGGACAGGACAUGACAAUGCAGCCUCAGAAUACACUAGAGCUCAAAUCAGAGUCUCUGUAAAGGAAUGGAACUACGCGACCAUCCAGUGUGUCGUGAAGUAUAAAAACCAGACCGUGUACCAAACCAUGCCACCGCGAAGUCAUUUAGAUUUGUGUGUACCGAUGCUGUAUGGAGGCGGCAGUGUCGCUGUCUUCACCUUCGCCGUGAUGCUCGCUGUGGUUCUGUGUUCAUGUAAAGAGAAACACAACACACACACGAUGAUUCCAGAGAAACCUUCUACUAUAACGCAUGUUGAAUAUUCCUACUGGAACACUGACGACGUUAAUCAGACACAAUUUAGAUUAGCACCAUUAUAGCCUAAACAAUCAAGCAAUAAGUGAGAAUAAGUGUAUAUCAUAUGCUUUUAUUCCUUCAGGUUUAUUUGAAUAAAAAUAAGAAUGUAAUUGUAGCCUUAAUAAAUAAGUCGACACAAUAUGUUACCGAAGUUUAUAUUCAGGAGAUUUUUAAAUAUAAUUAUCAUACAAUCAACUUGUUACUGGUGAAAAACAGAUUAUUUCUAUUUGUGAAUAAAGAACUGACUCUGUA